Molecule: messenger RNA, 4505 nt
Organism: Papaver somniferum (opium poppy)
Lineage: Eukaryota; Viridiplantae; Streptophyta; Magnoliopsida; Ranunculales; Papaveraceae
Product: phytochrome A1-like
Exons: 5
Coding region: 692-4126 (1144 amino acids)
Biological process (GO): detection of visible light; protein-tetrapyrrole linkage; red, far-red light phototransduction
Cellular component (GO): nucleus
Molecular function (GO): photoreceptor activity; phosphorelay sensor kinase activity; protein homodimerization activity
Source: RefSeq, a predicted model, not a curated record
CUCCCCUAGGAAGAAGUAGAAAUAAGACCUGUUUGUGGUGCCGGCAAAUCUACAAGAGGACUAACCUGGGGCGUGGAGAAAAUUCUUAUGCUUCCCGAGUCCGUCAGCGUUGAUUAGUAACAUCAAAAGAAAUCCCCAAAAGACGAGCUAGCUUCUGUUCAAACCUUUCUUCAUUCAUACCCCAUUCCAAGUUUUUCGAAAAGAAACAAACUUCAAAAUUCUAACCACAUUGGGGCUAUAUUUAAUCAUUCUCGAUCAAAAUACGAUCAUUCGAUUUUCUAAUCUUCAACGAGGGGUUUUUGUUCAAACUCUUUACUUUUUUAUAAUUAAUUAAUGUUGUUUAGUUAUUUUGAUUAAAACUUAUUAUUAUGAAAUUGGGACUUUUGAGAUUUAUUUGAUUGCAUAGUAAUCUGAUAGUUUUUGUAUAUACAAACAGGUGGCUGGAGGAACUUUUAUUUGUAAGAUGAUACAAAUUUUGUUGUUAUUUUCUUUCUGACAGAAAAACAAACAGAUGUUGUUCAUAGGGGUGAUUUCCUUCACGUGAAAUCCAUAUGCAAUUCACACCCCCACAGCACACCACAUAUGAUCCUAGAUACAUUUACUUGUCACUUGGACAGAAACGGGUGUGCAUCUUUCUUGUUUCUUGUUGUUGUAAUCUUUGGAGUAGAGUAGAGAGAGAUAGAAUUUGGAGAUGUCUUCGUCUAGGCCAAGUCGGUCAUCUUCGAGCAAUUCAUCAAGCAAUUCGAAGGGUGAUGCUAGGAUCAUAGCACAGGCCACAAUAGAUGCUAAGCUCCAAUCUGAGUAUGAGGAAUCUGGAGGUACUUCUUUUGACUACUCUAGAUCAGUAACUCUAGCCUCUAAUCAAUAUAGACCUGAUCAAAACCAACAACCACCUAGGUCUGAUAAAGUUACUGCUGUAUACCUCCAGCAGCUCUUGAAAUUAAAAUUUAUUCAACCAUUCGGUUGUCUAUUAGCGAUAGAUGAAAAAACAUUCAAAGUCAUUGCUUACAGUGAAAAUGCACCUGAAAUGUUAACCAUGGAUAGUCAUGCUGUCCCAAGUGAUGACAGCCAUAUUCCUCUUCUUGGCAUUGGUACUGAUCUUAGAAUCAUUUUCACUACAUCAAGUGCUUCUGCUCUUUACAAGGCUUUGGGGUUUCCGGAUGUUUCGUUAUUGAAUCCGAUCUUAAUUCACUGCAAGACUUCUGGAAAGCCCUUGUAUGCGAUUCUGCACAGACUCACUGGUAGCUUGAUUAUUGAUUUCGAGCCGGUAAUGCCUUAUGAAGUUCCCAUGGCUGGUUCUGGUGCACUACAGUCGUAUAAGCUUGCCGCCAAAGCGAUUGCAAGGUUGCAGUCUCUGCCCAGUGGGAGUAUGGAAAGGCUGUGUGAUACGGUGGUUCAGGAAGUGUUUGAACUUACUGGUUAUGAUAGAGUGAUGAUGUAUAAGUUUCAUGAGGAUGAUCAUGGUGAGUUCGUUGCUGAGGUUACGAAACCUGGUCUCGAAUCUUAUCUGGGUUUGCAUUAUCCAGCCACGGACAUUCCUCAAGCUGCUCGAUUUUUGUUCGUAAAGAACAGAACCCGCAUGAUAUGUGAUAUUCGGGCUAAGCAUGCUAAGGUCAUCCAGGAUGAUAAAUUACCGUUCGAUAUCACCUUGUGUGGUUCGACACUUCGAGCUCCACAUAGUUGCCACUUGCAAUACAUGAAAAACAUGGAUUCAGGUGCGUCUCUGGUUAUGUCGGUUGUAAUCAAUGACGGUGAUGAGCAAAAACAAGAUGGUUCUGGGUCUGCACAACCACAGAGGCGGCAAAGGCUUUGGGGACUAGUCGUGUGUCAUCACACAACUCCAAGAUUUGUUCCUUUUCCUUUAAGAUAUGCCUGUGAGUUUUUAACUCAAGUAUUUGCCAUCCAUGUUAUCAAGGAGUUUGAAUUGGAAAAUCAGAUGGUCGAAAAGCACAUUUUACGUACCCAGACACUCUUGUGUGAUAUGUUGAUGAGAGAUGCACCUUUGGGUAUUAUAUCACAGAAUCCUAAUGUUCUGGACCUUGUAAAAUGUGAUGGUGCUGCACUAUUUUACAAAAAUAAAAUCUGGCGUCUUGGAAUGACACCAAAUGAUUUCCAGAUACAUGAUAUUGCCUCUUGGCUAUCCGAGUAUCACGCGGACUCCACAGGUUUGAGUACCGAUAGUUUAUACGAUGCGGGGUAUCCGGGGGCUCUCUCACUUGGUGACGCAGUUUGCGGGAUGGCUGCUGUGAGGAUAACCUCAAAAGAUAUGCUUUUCUGGUUCCGGUCUCACACUGCAGCAGAGAUUCGGUGGGCUGGGGCUAAGCACAUACCAGGCGAGAAGGAUGAUGAGAGAGUAAUGCACCCUAGAUCUUCAUUUAAGGCAUUCCUUGAAUUGGUUAAGACAAGAAGUGCACCUUGGAAGGAUUUUCAGAUGGAUGCAAUCCAUUCUUUGCAGCUUAUCCUCAGGAAUGCUUUCAGUGAGAUGGAUGCCAAGGAUGAACAUCCCAGUGUGUUAAUCCAUUCGAAGCUCAAUGAUCUUAAACUUGAAGGGGUGGAGGAAUUGGAGGCGGUGACAAAUGAGCUGGUCCGUUUGAUGGAGACAGCCACGGCGCCGAUAUUGGCUGUUGAUGUUGAUGGACUCAUUAACAGGUGGAAUACAAAAAUUGCAGAUUUGACUGGUCUCCCUGUUGAUCAAGUCAUUGGGCUGCAUUUGCUCACACUGGUGGAAGAUUCUUCGGUUAUUGCGGUCAAGAAGAUGUUGCACUUGGCUCUACAGGGUAAGGAAGAGCAAAAUGUUCAUUUUGAGAUGAAAACUCACGGUUCUCGCAAAGAUAACGGGCCUGUCAGCUUAGUUGUGAACGCUUGUGCAAGCAAAGAUAUUUGGGAGAAUGUUGUUGGGGUUUGUUUUGUGGCACAAGAUAUGACCAGUCAAAAGAAGGCCAUGGACAAGUUCACUCGGAUCGAAGGAGAUUAUAAAACAAUUGUGCAGAACCCAAGUGCACUUAUACCUCCUAUAUUUGGCACAGAUGAAUCUGGCUGGUGCUCUGAGUGGAAUCCAGCAAUGACCAAGUUGACUGGGUGGAGCCGGGAUGAAGUGAUUGGUAAGAUGCUACUAGGUGAGGUUUUCGGUAAUCAUAUCGGAUGCUGUCCUCUCAAGAACCAGGAGGCAUUUGUGAACUUCGGGGUCAUACUCAAUAAUGCAAUGAUGGGUGAAGAAGCCGAGAGAGUUCAGCUUGGGUUUAUAGCGCGUAAUGGGAAGCAUGUAGAUUGCUUGCUGUCCGUUACCAAGAAAAUGGACGCAGAGGGUACUCUAACUGGACUCUUUUGCUUCUUGCAGACUGCUAGUCAAGAGCUGCAACAAGCACUUCAUGUUCAACGUAUAUCCGAACAAACUGCAAUUAAAAGAGUGAAGGAGUUGACUUAUAUAAAGAAACAGAUAAAAAAUCCUCUCUCUGGGAUUAUCUUUUCCAGGAAAAUGAUAGAGGAAACUGAAUUGGAUGAUGAACAGAAGCAACUUUUGCACACAAGUAUGCAUUGUCAACGCCAACUGAAUAAAGUUCUUGAUGAAACUGAUUUUGAGAGCAUCAUGGAUGGUUGUUUGGAUUUGGAAAAGGUUGACUUCACUCUGCAAGAAGUGUUGCUUACUUCCAUAAGUCAACUUAUGAUUAAGAGCAGUGAAAAGGGUAUCCGCCUUACUCUUAGUACAUCGGAGGAGAUCAUGGCUGAAAGACUCUACGGAGACAGUGUGAGGCUUCAACAGGUCCUGGCUGAUUUCUUAUUGGUUUCUGUGAACUACACUCCAAAUGGCUGUCAGCUUGAGAUUGCUGUCAGGAUGACCAAAGAUAGACUGUUAGAAAGGGUUCAUCUUGCUCAUCUAGAGCUCAGAAUCACACAUUCGGGAGAUGGGGUACCUGAAGAGCUGCUGAGUGAGAUGUUUGAAAACUACACUACUGGUCAUGAGACAAAAACUCCACCCGUGGUUUCAGAAGAGGGGAUUAGCCUGGUGGUGAGCCGGAAGUUGCUGAGGCUCAUGGACGGUGAUGUGCGGUUUCUAAGAGAAGCGGGGAAGUCAUCUUUCAUUAUAUCACUUGAGAUUGUUGCCUCGACUCCCAACAAGAAGACCUAGGCCUCUUCCCCGAGCGCUAAUCAGUCAGUUUCACCCAUCUAUGUACCAUCUGUGUGUUAGUUUCCAGGAAUAGUGAUGCAGUGCAGGAUUAGGAGAUAGUGGUGUUGGUUAAGUGUCUUAUAGCCUGUUUGGAUACACAUUCAGAACUUACUUUUCGACUUUCAGAAGUUAGUUUCGGUAAAAAAAAUUAGAAUGACUUCUGGAAAUAAAAAAGUUAACUUUUUGUGAAGCAAAAUUAAUUUUAUUCUGGCAUCUGGUACCCAAACAGGCUUAACAUUUCUGCUUUUGUGCUAUCAAUAGUGUGUGAAUAAUAACUUGUGUGUCAUCUGCACGUGUUGUAUAUAAAAAAAGUUUGUCAAAAUAUAUACUCCCUCUGUUU